Messenger RNA from Trachemys scripta elegans, 11128 nucleotides. It is a transcript of the gene CLOCK, whose product is annotated as clock circadian regulator. Bases 604 to 3153 code for a protein of 849 amino acids. Gene Ontology annotation, molecular function: protein dimerization activity; DNA-binding transcription factor activity, RNA polymerase II-specific; E-box binding. Gene Ontology annotation, biological process: circadian regulation of gene expression; regulation of transcription by RNA polymerase II. Gene Ontology annotation, cellular component: nucleus; cytoplasm; CLOCK-BMAL transcription complex. The transcript has 24 exons. NCBI's taxonomy places the organism in Eukaryota, Metazoa, Chordata, Testudines, Emydidae. The record is from RefSeq and is a predicted model, not a curated record.
GUGUCUGGGCAACUAUUUAGGUUAAUAAACUAGCAUAUGAUUCCCUUAAUGUCUGGCUCGUCCCUCCAGGAUUCACCACUUGAUGUGUAGAUGGUGCAGCCAGUGACGCAACGGCAAGUGACUGAUGCUGGUCAAUAAACCUGUCUCCUCUUGGGAAUUCCUAAUGACGCCCAAGGGUGGGGUAAUGGGACACCCUGGGUGAAGGAAAUGUCCCCAGAAAAGUGGAUGAGCCAGAAUCCUGUUGGCCAGUGGUACCAACACUACUGGGACCAGAUCCAUUUAGAAAAGUUGCUGAAACUGAAAGGAGUAGAGGAGCCUGUACUUUAAUUUUGCGUGGAGCUUUUGGAAAAUUACUGCAAUGCUGUAAAUCAGAACCUCAGUUAAGUUCGGUAGCUGUAGUGGGAGGGAAGUGGAAGAAUCCAGUGACAGCCACCAGAGUUUUAGAAAAUGCAGAGUUUGAUGCUGUUCUGUAGAAGAGGAUAUAUUUAAACCCACAUUCGUCUGAAGGAUCAGUGUUUAUCCUAAAUAUCACGGUUUAACAUCCCAAAAAGUAUAAGAGGCAGACGUACAAAUGUCUACCACAAGACUAAAGUGUGACAUGUUAUGUUCUUUACCAUAAGGACCCAUAAAAUGAGCUCCAUUACAGACAGAGAUGAUGGUAGUAUUUUUGAUGGUCUGGUGGAAGAAGAUGACAAGGAUAAAGCAAAAAGAGUGUCUAGAAACAAGUCUGAAAAGAAACGUAGAGAUCAGUUUAAUGUUCUCAUCAAAGAGCUUGGUUCCAUGCUUCCGGGUAAUGUUCGGAAGAUGGAUAAAUCCACUGUAUUGCAGAAAAGCAUUGACUUUUUACGGAAGCACAAAGAAAUCACUGCACAGUCAGAUGCCAGUGAAAUUCGACAGGACUGGAAACCUACAUUCCUUAGUAACGAAGAGUUCACACAGUUAAUGUUGGAGGCUCUUGAUGGGUUUUUUUUAGCAAUCAUGACAGAUGGAAGUAUAAUAUAUGUGUCUGAAAGUGUAACUCCCUUACUUGAACAUUUGCCAUCUGAUCUUGUGGAUCAGAGUAUAUUUAAUUUUAUCCCAGAGGGGGAACAUUCAGAGGUUUAUAAAAUACUGUCUACUCAUCUGCUGGAAAGUGAUUCAUUGACCCAAGAAUAUUUAAAAUCAAAAAAUCAAUUAGAAUUCUGUUGCCAUAUGCUGCGAGGAACAAUAGACCCGAAAGAACCACCUACAUAUGAAUAUGUAAAGUUUAUAGGAAAUUUCAAGUCUUUGAAUAAUGUCCCCAACUCAGCGCACAACGGUUAUGAAGGAACUAUCCAGCGGCCCCAUCGGCCUUCAUAUGAAGACAGAGUUUGCUUUGUAGCUACAGUUAGAUUAGCUACACCUCAGUUUAUCAAGGAAAUGUGCACUGUUGAAGAACCCAAUGAAGAGUUCACAUCUAGACAUAGCUUAGAAUGGAAGUUCCUAUUCUUGGAUCACAGGGCACCUCCAAUAAUAGGCUAUUUACCAUUCGAAGUUCUGGGGACAUCGGGCUACGAUUACUAUCAUGUAGAUGACCUAGAAAAUCUGGCAAAAUGUCACGAACACUUAAUGCAAUACGGGAAAGGGAAGUCAUGUUAUUACAGGUUCCUGACAAAGGGGCAGCAGUGGAUUUGGCUACAAACACAUUACUAUAUUACUUAUCAUCAGUGGAAUUCCAGGCCAGAGUUUAUUGUCUGUACACACACUGUAGUAAGUUAUGCAGAAGUUCGAGCAGAAAGAAGGCGAGAACUUGGUAUUGAAGAGUCUCUUCCAGAGAUAGCAGCAAAUAAAAAUCAGGACUCCGGAUCUGAUAAUCAUAUAAACACGGUCAGCCUCAAAGAAGCAUUGGAAAGAUUUGAUCACAGCGGUACACCUUCUGCUUCCUCCAGGAGUUCGAGGAAAUCUUCGCAUACUGCAGUCUCAGAUCCAUCAUCAACGCCAACAAAGAUGACAAUGGACACUAGCACUCCUCCAAGACAAAACUUAUCUGGUCAUGAAAAGACUGCACCAAGGAGGUCAUCACUUAGUAGUCAGUCCUUAAACGCCCAGUCUGUUGGACAACCAUUAGCACAGCCAAUGAUGUCUCAACCUGCAACUUUGCAGAUCCAGCCAGGCAUGUCCCAGCCUAUGUUCCAGUUCUCAGCCCAAUUGGGAGCCAUGCAGCACCUAAAGGACCAGUUGGAGCAAAGAACACGAAUGAUAGAGGCAAAUAUUCAUCGGCAGCAAGAAGAGUUGCGUAAGAUUCAAGAACAGCUUCAAAUGGUCCAUGGUCAAGGGCUUCAGAUGUUUUUGCAGCAAUCAACUCCUGGAUUAAACUUUGGUUCUGUGCAGCUUACUUCUGGGAACUCUUCUAACAUUCAGCAGCUUACACCAAUAAACAUGCAAGGUCAAGUUGUUCAGGCUAAUCAAAUUCAAGGCGGAAUGAACACUGGGCAUAUUAGUACUCAGCACAUGAUACAGCAACAGCCUUUGCAGAGUACAGCAACACAGCAUACUCAGCAAAAUAUACUUAGUGGGCACAAUCAACAGACUUCUCUUACCAGUCAGUCACAGAAUACACUUUCAGCCCCCUUAUAUAACACUAUGGUGAUUUCCCAGCCAACGACAGGAAAUGUGGUCCAGAUUCCAUCUAGUUUACCACAAAACAACAACCAGAGUGCUGCAGUAACUACUUUCACCCAGGACAGACAGAUCAGAUUUUCUCAAGGUCAGCAGCUUGUCACAAAAUUAGUCACCGCCCCUGUAGCAUGUGGAGCGGUAAUGGUCCCAAGCACUAUGUUUAUGGGGCAGGUGGUGACUGCCUACCCCACUUUUGCUGCACAACAGCAGCAGCCACAGACAUUAUCAAUAACGCAGCAGCAGCAGCAGAGUCAGCAAGAGCAGCAACAGCAGCUCAGUACGGUUCAGCAAUCGGCUCAAGCUCAGCUGACGCAGCACCCGCAGCAGUUCUUACAGACAUCCAGGCUACUUCAUGGAAAUCAGUCAACUCAGCUUAUUCUCUCUGCUGCUUUCCCACUACAACAAAGCACUUUUACUCAAUCACACCACCAGCAGCAUCAAUCUCAGCAGCAGCAGCAACUCUCACGACAUAGAACUGACAACAUGAUUGAUCCUUCCAAAGUUCAGCCACAGUAGCACGGGGAUUCACUUCUUCUAGAAGCAAACAGCAGGGAGGAGCUGCUCCAUAAACAGUUGCACUGAUGAUAGUAGAGGUAGAAGUCCAAAGGCUUUAUAAAGUACAGUAUUGAGGUCUACUUCUAACUUCUGGGAAUCUGUUUGCAGAAGAAACUACUACAAAAUGUUGUGGAGGUACCUUAGAUACAAACAGCAAAAAGAUAACAGGGACAUGGCCAACUUUGACAGUCUUUUAGUUGUCCCAAUUUCUGUGUUCUAAAGGAUGUGCUACCACGUAAUAACUUGUCCAGAUCAAGUCUCAAACCCUCAAUGAACCGAAAAGGGUACUAAAAAUGUUGGUAUCUUUAGCAGUCCUGUAAGUUUGUCAAAUGUGACCAUGGACACACAGUUGCUCACAAUAAUGCUACAAAUACAGUCCAAAAGACAUUUAAUUUUUUUUUUCAGAUGAUUAUGGGACAAGUAAAUAUUUUCAAAAUGUUGCGUGGAAUCAGAUUCUGUAUUGUACAGAUGUAAAAUAAUGUGUAUAUGUCUGGAUAAAAGGAGAGAGAGCAAAAAUAUUUUAUAUGAUGCAUGAAAAUGUAAUCUUGUUGUUUGUAGGUUUGAAUGUUUCCCUAAAUUCUCACACCAUGCGCCGACUAAUAUUUUCCUCUGUUCUACCCUUUUGUUUACAACAUGAUGCAUCAUAAUUUUCACCCUUAAUGUGGGCACAAGUCUCUUUGUUUGUGCUUUGUCUGCGAUGUCGCAGUUUGUUCAGUGAGGUAUAGUGUGCUGGUUAGUGGAUUUUUUGGGGUUAAAUUAUUGAUGAAACUGUUUGAACUGAUGGUCACGCAUCAGGAUCCAAGACAUUCAGAUUUCAGAAAUAUCAUCCAUCAUUUCACAAUUAUUCAUUGUUUUUUGAUUGAAAAAUAGGAAUUUGCACUGCUUUAUUGUGGAUGGUUUGGAAUUUUACUCCCCAAAGCUAUCUUUUGAUAUAGAUCAUAGUUGGAAAUAUUUAUGUAAAAGGUUUUAAAAAAACUACAUAAAAGUAAUUUUCAAGAAUGUGUCAGUUAUAGGAGUAAUUUGCACAACAAUAUAUUUACACUUAAUAACAUUUUAGGCACUUUUUAACCACCUUCUCUGUGGUGAGAAUUGUAACUUUUUAAAAUAUGUUGGAAUCUUUUUAUUCUCCUUUUAAAAAUUAGAUCUUUCUUUAGUCAGAACUGAUUCAGGGUCAUUUUAAAACAAAAAAACAAGAAACCCAUAGUGCCUUGAUUUUAAUUCAGGUGAUAACAUUGAACAUCUUGAAUUAUGUUGUCUUGAAUCUGUUACGAUUUUACAAUUUUGAAGUCUUAGUACAAUCUCAACAAAAUGUGUUUCUACUUCAGAGCUAUAUCUUGUUUGUGUUCAUAUAUUACAAGUAUUUUAACAAUCGUCUGAGUUGAGAUCAUGAGCAUUUUUUUAAAGGGGUGCCUCUCCCCUCAAACACUAAAAUGGAAACAGGUAUCUAAUGAUUUACCUGUAAAGUGUUCAGAGUAUAAGAAGUAGCGCUCUUUAGUGGCUCCAAAACACAGAUUAGUCAUUUGGGGGGGGGGGGCGAUUAAUCUGACACUUUUUAAUCAGAUCAAAUCCAAUUUUACUUUAUUGAUUGGAAUUUAAUGGAAAAAUAAAGAGGGGAUUAGGAUUGCAUGUUUAACACUCUGAGUAUUGACUUAAAAGGGAUACCACUAAACUAAGACUUCAAAAGGCAACCUCACUUUAUAAAGAUAAUAAAAAGUUCCAACAGAAAUGAUUUCCUAUUUUUAAAUGUUCAGUAGAUUUCUAUGGUACUACUUCGUACAAAUCACAUCUGCAGAGCAAAAUGAGCUAAUACCAAGAUAGACUUGGUAGUUAAAAAAGAAAAUUAAUUAAAAUUAACACUGAGGAGGGAAAGUUUUUAGUCAAGAAGCUGAAUUAAGUCAGAGUAUUAGGGAGGAGCUGUAUGAAUGUAACCAAAUUGUGGUGGAAUAUUAAAUAUUAGGAACAGUUUGAUUGUAUUAUUGGGUGACCAGAGCUGACUGAAAGGUAGUGUUAAGUUAGUGAACACUAGAUGCAGUUACCUUUUGAGGCUUCUUCCUAAAAUGAGCUUUGGCCUCUCCACUGUCAUCUCCUCAUCAGAUUAGCCCCUCACCCCCAAACCAUAAAGCAACAGGUCAACAGUGGAUCCUGGGAGAAUCACAGUGGAAAAGGGAGGAGGGCGUAAGAAGUAAAGAACCAAAGAGAACUGGGUUGGUUUCUGCUCCAGGAAGUCUCUUGCAACAAGGAGUAGGAACAGAUACAAAUAUUAAACAUAUCCAGGAAACUUUCCAUUUCUGUGCUCUUUAAAGGCAUUUCUGUCAUUCCCUGAACCAAUAUAAUUGUCAAAAACAUAUAUAUUUUUUAAGUUUUAGAAAAGCGAAACUCCAUCGACUUCUCCCCCCCCCCCCAUAUUGCCUUGCUAAUCCUGCCAUACCAUUCCACCUGUAUCCAAAAUUUAAGCUGCAUUGACCAGAGGUCCAUUCCAUAAAGACUUUUAGUGAGAAAUAGACUUGUUAGGUAAAGGUUUUAACCUAAUUACAAUAAUAAAAUAGCACUAAAGAAGAAAAUUGGGAGAGCUUUAAUAUUACUCUUAGAAAUAUAGUGUGGUGGUAAAACCAGCCGAUAAACUGUAGCAGUUGCAGCUACAGUAAAUGCAGAGCAUAACCAGCAGACAGCUGAGAGAGUUUUAUAUAUAAGCUUCAUUCAAGCCCCUUCUAUCAACCAAAAAAAUACUGUGGUGUGCUGUUGUAGGUCAGACAAUAAAAAGGCAGCCUAACUUAGGUGUGAGAGGUUUUUAUAUAAACAUAGCUAUUGGAAGGGGACUAAGAGGAAAAAAUCUGUCCUUUGAUCAAGAAGCCUUCCAUAAGCUCAGAGGGGAAAGUCAUCCAAAAAUGAAGCUACACUUUACCUGCUAGCUGAUAAAGAGAAGAGGGGGAAUUCUAAGAGACUGGAAAAUUAUUACAUACAUUUGAAAAGCUUCUGCCACAAUUCCGGCAAAUGUCAAAAAAAAAAAAAAAAAAAAAAAAAAAAAAAAAGAAAAAGCACACAGUAUUUCACUGACUCUAAUUGGCGUGGAUGCUCUGCUUCUCUUUCACUGACUAUUAAAGGAUUUGUGAUCAAACAGGGCUCACUUCUGCUCCUAUUAAAGUCAAUUGCAAAACUCCAUUGACUUCUGUGGGAAGAAAAUUGGGCCCCAGUCUGUCUCUCUUCUAAUCAGCCUUAUGCUUCUGCCCAGCUUAUUCACUGGUGUGGCAAACCUGUUGUUUGUGACAUCCCAAUAGAUAUCACAGCAGCAAAUGCUAUGAUGUUUAAUGUUACAGAAUGACUCUGACAGGAGUGAGGAAGUUGGCUAAGAAGGAGAAAAUGUUGUAUUAUGGAUAAAUGCCUUGGUGACAUACAGUUAAGAAAAAUAUCAUGCUGUAUUUUCUUAAUAGAGUUUUGAUGAGAAAAUUAGUAAGUUUGCCUGGGUUGGGUGAGAACUCAAAGAAAAGCCUCAGAAUUUCAGAGGGAAAAGAAAUAUAGCUAUUUUUAUAUUAUAUUUAAUAUAUGUUAUAUUUGUAUAUAAAUAUGAAAAGAUUAUAGUAAGAACUCUCCAUAUGCCUUCCAUUUUAUCUAAACGUUUACCUCCUGGUGCUAUGGCUCCAGUGUAUCACCAUCUUUGUAGGCAUUAUGCCUGCUGCCAACCAACAUCAAAGUUAAUGUUCCAAUAUCCUUACAACAGAUAGGCCCCAGUUCAGCAGUGUGCCUAACCUGAAGCAUGUAAGUUAGUCCAAUUUAAGUGAAUGCUAACAUACUGUGCUGAAUAGGGUCCUCAGUUCUCCUUAGUGCCCAUGCUGGCAAUUUUUCAUGGGAAAAGGAGAAACCCUCGCAAGACUCAAGUAGCGCAGUUUAAAAAAAGGUUUUGGAAUAAUGAUAAGCACUUUACUGAAAAGAACUAUUCGGAAAACAGUUAAUUAUUUUAGGCAAUGGAACGGUUCAAAAGUGGCCCAACGGAAUUCGAAUGUAGAAAACUGUCAAAGAGGCAUUUCUGGAAAAUGUUUCUAAAUGUGGUGAUCCUUUGAGGCUCUAAAUGUGAGAUUAAAAAGGCAUCUAAAAUUGGUUGAUUUUGUUUUAAUAUGGCCUUAGGAAAGGCUAAAUCUACAUAAAUACUAGCUUCUUUUGAGAUUUCUUUUAAAGUUGCACAAUUGCCUGUGAGAAAGAAAUGAUCAGGAGGCUUAUUAACCUGUUCAGUAAUUCUAAACGGCCCUUGGGAUUAUAAUUUGCAUUAAAAUAUGUGUAGAGGGUUUACAGAUGUGGCCUUUAGUAGACUGUUGCAGUCCCCAAAUCUAGAAUAACUAGUAUUCUUAGAGAUAAAACCAGAUGUAGUUAUGAGUACAUUUUAAAUGCCAUGGCAUCAUGCAAUGUCAGCACAUGCAUGUUAGAUUCGUGUCUCCCUUUGAAAUCAUUCUUGAAACAAGAUACUCAUUGAGAAGGGCUGGGGAAAUUAUUAUUUUUGGAUAAAAGGGAGAAAAAGACCAGCAUAGUACUGAAUCUUCUUUUUUUUUUACUUCUCCCCAGUGGAAAAAGUUAAAAACUAUUUGAAACUAAUUGGGAUAAAGAAUUUUGUAUACAGUAUAUUUGAAGUUGAAUGUUAAAUGGCUCAUAGUACAUGAGAGAAACUUUGAGAGAUUUUUAAAUUAAAUCUGGUUGUCCAUUAGAACUUUUUUUUUAAUAUCCUGAUUUGAACACUACAUUCCUUGUUUUUUUCUUUAAUAAACAAGUAAUUUACAGGCUCUGUUUGCUUCAUGCUUUGUCAUCUGCAUGGGUUUGGCCAGCAUGGUAUGCUAAAUUGUACCUAUAAAUAAAAAGGAAAAACAAAACACUGUGUAUGAACAAAAUACUGUAUUGCCUGAUAUGGAGAUCCCAGCCAAGACUGAGAAGUGCUGCCCUAACAGACAAUCAAAAUGGGUGACUAUUUAUGAAAGACUUUGUGGAAUGAUCUUAAAGAAGUAACUGCUUUGAAAGCAGUUGUUUUUUUUUUAAAUAAGGUAAAACUAUUUAUUUUAAAAUAUAUCAAUUGGAUUGAAUUUUGAGUUUUUAAGCAGUGUUGAAUUCACAGUGUCUUGGGUUUUGGUUUGGUUUUGUACUUUCUAACUGGCAUUAGAAUUGUAUAUGUAGAAAACUAGUGCCACUCAUACUGACGUCAGGAAAUGUAGAUACAGUUUCCUGGUGUUCAUGUGACCAUUACUAACUGUCAAUUUUUUAAAUUGAAUAAAUGUAACUCCUUUGAAAUUCUACUUCUUGUAGCUUCUAAGGUUCUGGUAACUUUUCUGAUUUCACUUUUAUAUCCUACAGGGUUCCAUAGUUAAAGAUCUCUUAACAUUUGAACAAAUAUACCAAAGGCACUUCUUUUCUUCCAUACCCCGACAAAGAACAGUGAUAUGGCAAAUGAGGGUAGCGCUAUAUUUAAAAUGUAUAUUGCACUUUUUCUUGCCUACUUUCUGUAUCACUUCAUAAAAUGAUGGCCUGUCCUGAAGAUUACAGAGAUGUCAGUGUUUCUUAUAUCUGGUAUUGUUUUCAGCCCUUGUGUAAGGGAUAUAAGACAGAUGGCAGUCUCUGUUUUAGUUAAAAUAAUCUAAUGCUUUCAAAGAGUAGUAUUAUCUGUUCAGAUUAUGCCCUUGGAUAUAUCUGUGUAUUCUUCAUGAUGCGUAGGUGUAACAGAAGGCAGAAUUUGACCUAAUUUAUGUGUCUUCAUUACUAUCUUGAAACUGAUCAAGCCAGUCUUGUUUGAAUAUGUACUCUUUGCAACUAAAAUGUUUUAAUAAUGAAGUGUAAAGAUUUCAUGCCUUCCUUACAUUUGCAUGGUGACAUAAAUAGGAGUUCUGUAUGCAGCACUGGGGCAGCAUAUAACCCAAUGUGGUGGUUUAAUUAAACAGACUGGGCCAGAUCCUGCUCUCACAUUGAAAUAACUCCAUUGACUUCUGGUUGGCUUUGGUGGCGUUACCCUGGAAUGUGGAAUUGGAUCUAAAAGUGUGCCCUGUAACUCAAGAUAAUGGGAAUGUGGCAAAUGUGCUAAAAGGUUUGUUUUUGUUUUUAAUUUCUGGGCAAACUAUGACAUCACUUCAUUGUCAGAACGCUGAUCUUUUCAUGUUGGGAGUGAGAUUGUACUAGUGCAAUCCCAUUGCUGGCAAUGAGUGCAAAGUUAAUGUAGAAUUAGCCAUACAAAUUCUUUAGCUGAAAAAACAAAUCUGCACCAGAUGAUAGUGUCUUUUUAUAAAAAGACAGUCCGUUUUCUUAAAACAGAACUUAGGAAAUAUCAAUGUAUUUUUCCAUAUACUUAUCAACCAGAAGAGCUAUAAUUCAAACUGCUGAUAUAACUGAAGCAGUGUUGUUCAAUUACAUUUCACUGUUGUGCAAGUUUGGGAACCAGCACCUUAUUUAGACAAGACCAUAACUGUUUAAUAUUUGUAAAGAUUAAAAAUUGAAAGUCUAGUUAACAAAGCACUUUUUUCUGCCUCAAAGGGCUAGUGGAAAAUAGAAGUGUUUAAUUUUUGUAAAUUUCCUAUUGUUGACAUGGAGUAGUAGUUGAAACAACAUCAAUGAAUAAUUUUUCACUCUUACUAGUGUGCUGUACGGAGCUAGGGAUGCACUGUCCUUUCCAUUACUGUCACUACUGCUUGGCUCUUGAAAUUAAUUGGAUCAAAUUAGUUAAUUUGGGGGAAAAUCAUCAUCCUAGUCAACUAGAGGAAACUAAAAAAAAUUAUGGUACAUGCUAAGAACAGAUAGGUGACACGUGAGUGAAUGAAAAGCUGUUUUUCCUUCCCCAAGAACGCUGCUGGUGUUGCAAACGCUGCCUACACUAGCAAACUUCGUAGCUGUAAUUCACCACUAAUGGAACUAUUCUGGUAUUAGGGUAUGUCUACACUUACCAUGGAUUGACGCUGUGGCGAUCGAUCAACUGGGGGUUGAUUUAGUGGGUCUAAUGAAGACCCACUAAAUCGACCACAGAUCACUCUCCCGUUAACUCCAGUACUCCACUGGAACGAGAAGCCUAAGGUAAGUCGAUGGGAGAGUUUCUCCUGUCGACCCAGCACGGUGUAGACCCCACAAUAAGUCGACCUAAGCUACGUCGACUCUAGCUACGUUAUUUACAUAGCUGGAGUUGUGUAAUUUAGGUUGACUUAACCCCAUAGUGUAGACCUGCCCUUUGUGUAGACAAGGCCAAAUAGUGACUUUAGCUUGUGAGACUUGGAGGCCACAGAUGCCAAGAAUGUGAAUGACAGCACUGAACAGAUUUAAUUUCAUUAUUUAAUCUCCCAGAACAUGAGCCGAGAUUUUGGUUAGGAUGAGACCCUAUAUUAACCUGUGUAGGGUGAAUGGCCUAAGCCACAAAGGUCCAAUCUUGCACCUUUAUUCAUGUGAAGUCAGUGGGGCGACUCGUGAAAAAGGUCUGCAGGAUGGGACUAUAUUGGAACUUUGAUAGAAGGAGCUUCAGCUGGACUGAUUACUGAUGGGAGUAAGGGAUCCAGAAUCCAGGCCUCAAACUGCUGCAAAAUCUAGCAUGAGCUGCAUUUAGGAAUAGACUCUGAGGUUGAUACUGGCUGGUUUUCAGGUAUAAUUGGAGGGCAGUUCAGCUUGUACAACACCUCGUUCUAACCUGUGCAGUCAAUCACUGACUCUCACGACCACAAAAUUUACAUUUAAAUGCCAUAAAGUAGUCAUGCUUCACAACUAUAAGCCCAUUAGCAGGCUUUUUCUGGAAUAUAUCCAACACAUUCACAUUGCUCUCCUGAUACUGUGUUUUAUUAGUGUUUGAAGAUUGUACCUGUACUUUGUUUUUGCCCAGUUUCUAUUGAAAACUUUGUACUGGCAACAGAGCAAACCUCAUGUUUAAAAGUCUGGUGGUAGCUUAAUCUCCCCUUAGUGUUCUUUAACAUAUAGAGAAAUUAAAUGAAACCAAGAA